ACCUCCAUCUUCAACCACAAAAAGAAAAGAAAAAGUCCAGAACACACGAAUAAGACACUCUGUACUCGUGUGUAUGUUUAGAGUACAGUUGUAUGUGUUGUGUCCAGCUCUUAUCAGGGGAAUGAAGUCUCUCAGGGUGACGAUGGUGGUGAAGGAAUUCCAUCCUGAUAAAAAGUAUCCAGAAUGCCACCGGGAUGCUAAGCACACGCAUGGCGGCUUAUCGUGGUACAAGUGCGAUGGCAGCGGCGCACGUGCUAGAUGCUGCUAUUUUCAGACCUGUGAUACGGAGUGAUGCAGACUGAGGUUGGGUCUGCAAUCUGUCACCGACAGGACCAUUGUCAAGCCAAACCGUCAAACACAACCGCACAUGUAGACUUUCACAAUAAAACGCGCACACACACGAAAUCAUUGUGUAUCUCUUCAUAUGUAAUUAAUUCCUGUAAACACAUUUCAUACAUGCAUCUACUUACAUUAUCCGGCUAUUCAGUAUUAUCCUGACAUCCAUCCAUUUUCUGUACCUCUUUUCUACACUACGAGCAUGUAGAGACAAACAACGAAUUUGAAACGAUGUUCAACGUGUAUUCAUUUUGUAGGGUCGUUUUCUGGAUUCAUAUAUGCUCAGGACGCAUUUUGGGUCUCAAACGAGACGAGCGAUCAAUGCUGAUAUCUCUUAUUUUGAAAGGCUGCCUUCUGUCUAUUUCCGUCCCGCUGUGUACUCGAUGGCUUGAUGCCGGUGGCUUGUGAGGACCCGCGGGGGACGGUGGAAAGCAGCACACAGUAGAUGGGACCAAUUUUUGGCCGAGAUGAGCUUCUCUAUCUUCUGCGCACUUACAUAGCAGACAAACUUGAAAGAGAAUGUCGUUCAACAAAAGGCGAAAACUUCCUGCGUGUCGUUUUAUGUCUUUUUUUCAUUUUUAACUGCAGCUCAAGUGUCUGAAAUUCAACUGCACUUUAGUGAACUUUUCCUCCUUUUUUUAUUUUUAACUCAGCGCGUGACAACCAGCUUCUCUUGUCACUGUGGCAACCAACCUUCAUCAUCAAGAUCAUCAUCCUCCAGGCAGUAUCAGCAACCCAAUCCCGCAGCAGUUUUGCACUUGCAGUUCUUUUCAUUUGAAUUUAAAUUCGGCGCUUCCCGAUGCUGAUUUAGAAGCUUGAUGCGUUGUCAUCAUCGUCGCUGUCAAGAUGCCGGUGAGACGCGGUCACGUUGCCCUCCAGAACACUUACCUCGAUACCAUCAUCAGGAAAUUCGACGAGCAAAAUCGCAAGUUUGUGAUUGCCAAUGCGCAGAUGAAGAACUGUGGCAUCAUCUUCUGCAACGAGGCCUUCUGUCAGAUGUUCGGCUUCACGCGGGCCGAAAUCAUGCAGCAGCCGUGCACCUGCCAGUUCCUGGUGGGGCCCGGCACCAUGAAGAGCGCCCUAGCGCAGCUAGCUCAGGCCCUCCUCGGCUCUGAGGAGCGCAAGGUGGAGAUCCUCUACUACGCCAAGGAAGGCACGUGCAGGCCGUGCAUGGUGGACAUCGUUCCAGUGAAGAACGAGGAAGGAGUCGUCAUCAUGUUCAUCCUGGACUUCCAGGAGCUCGUCGACCCGCUGCUCAAGAAGUCCGGAUUCAGGCAGCGAGUCAGCCAAGGCUGGCUCUAUUGUCAGAAUCGCAGAUUGAAGAUGCGACUGCCGGUGUUGCGCCCUAAGCGGCGGCAGUCACUUUCCAAAGAUCAAUUUGAGGGUGUAGUGGUGGACUACAUGCAGCCCAACAGUGAGGAAGUCCCCCUGAAGGAUUUCCGCAUCCCAUCUAAAGAGAGCUGUAUGCAGUCCGAGACUGAGGCCCUUAUAGAGCAAGACCUGGAUCCUCCAUCGCUCGCCACUCAGUCUUGCGCCAAGCGCCGCUCCCUGCUGACGGACCGCUUGGACCUGCCGGGCCUGCCGGGACCUCGGGGGACCAUAUCUCGAAGCAGCUCGCGGGAAAGCUUGCGCAGCCUGCGACGGGCCUCGUCUCUCGACGACAUCGACGGGAUGAAAACAGAGUUGAGCACUCGGCUCGGAGAUACCCGGACGAACAGCAAUUUGAAGCCUAGCGGCGCCAACUCCACUUCAGACUCGGAUCUGAUGAGGCACCGGGCUAUUGGGCGCAUCCCGCAGGUGACGCUCACCUUCGGCUCGGACCGCGUCAGACCCCCGUCGCCCGGAGAGAUUGAGAUCAUCGCGCCCAGCAAAGUCAAAGACAGAACACAGAAUGUUACUGAGAAGGUGACGCAGGUAACACAGGUUCUGUCGCUGGGCGCCGACGUGCUUCCCGAGUACAAGCUGCAAGCCCCGCGCAUCCACCGCUGGACCAUCUUGCACUACAGCCCCUUCAAGGCCAUGUGGGACUGGCUCAUCCUGCUGCUGGUCAUCUACACAGCUAUCUUCACGCCCUACUCGGCCGCCUUUCUUCUCAACGAGGUGGAGGAGGAUCGGCGGCGGACGUGCGGCUACACGUGCAACCCUCUCAACGUCGUGGAUCUGGUGGUGGACGUCAUGUUCAUCGUGGACAUCCUCAUCAACUUCCGGACCACAUAUGUCAACCACAACGAUGAAGUGGUCAGCCACCCGGGCCGCAUCGCCCAGCACUACUUCAAGGGCUGGUUCCUCAUCGACAUCGUGGCCGCCAUACCCUUCGAUCUGCUCAUCUUCCGCUCCGGCUCGGAGGAGCCGCAGACCACCACGCUGAUCGGCCUUCUGAAGACGGCGCGGCUUUUGCGUUUGGUGCGGGUGGCCCGCAAGCUGGACCGUUACUCGGAGUACGGAGCGGCCGUGCUCUUCCUGCUCAUGUGCACCUUCGCUCUGAUCGCCCACUGGCUGGCGUGCAUCUGGUACGCCAUCGGCAACGUGGAACGCACCAGCUCGGCCCGCGUGGGGGUCAUGAAGAUCGGCUGGCUGGACAACCUGGCCGAGCAGAUCGGCAAGCAAUACAACGACAGCGAUGCGGCGUCGGGGCCGUCCAUCAAGGACAAGUACGUGACGGCGCUCUACUUCACCUUCAGCAGCCUCACCAGCGUCGGCUUCGGAAACGUUUCACCCAACACCAACCCCGAAAAGAUCUUCUCCAUUUGCGUCAUGCUCAUUGGAUCUCUGAUGUACGCCAGCAUCUUUGGCAACGUUUCGGCCAUCAUCCAGAGGCUCUACUCGGGCACGGCGCGGUACCACACGCAGAUGCUGCGCGUCAAAGAGUUCAUCCGCUUCCACCAAAUUCCCGGUGGCUUGCGGCAGCGUCUGGAGGAGUACUUCCAGCACGCCUGGUCCUACACCAACGGCAUCGACAUGAACGCAGUGUUGAAGGGCUUCCCCGAGUGCCUGCAGGCCGACAUCUGCCUGCAUCUGAACCGCACGCUGAUGCAGCAGUGCAAAGCCUUCCGAGGCGCCAACAAAGGCUGCCUGCGCGCCCUGGCCAUCCGCUUCAAAACCACCCACGCCCCGCCCGGCGACACCCUGGUGCACAGCGGCGACAUCCUCACCGCCCUUUAUUUCAUCUCCAACGGCUCCAUCGAGAUCCUGCGCGACGACAUGGUGGUGGCCAUAUUGGGAAAGAACGACAUCUUUGGCGAGUCCGUCAGCAUGUACGGCAGGCCUGGCAAGUCCAGCGCCGACGUGCGGGCGCUGACGUACUGCGACCUUCACAAAAUCCAGAGGGACGACCUGAUGGAGGUUCUGGACAUGUACCCUGACUUUGCUGACACAUUCUGGCACAACUUGGAGGUCACCUUCAACCUGAGAGAUGCAGAUCGGGUAAAUCUGUCAACGCCAAGCAAGGACUCUGAAUGUGGCUACCGUCGCAGCAGGCACCACAGAGGCUCCCCGCGACGCCACAACCACGGCACGGACCAGGAGGAGACCUACGCCGAGCAGUCUUGUCCAAUGGCCAACCAUCACAAAGUCGCAACGCCGCGCUGGGACGAGCAGUGCGAUAGUGACACUUUUUCAUCCGAGUCCAGCGACGAGGAGAUGAAGCAAAUGAGGCGUAGCAGUAAAAUGGAGCUGUACCCCCCGCCGGCAGGGGACGCCAGAGACUACCCACCGGCAGUCAUUAACCUCCUGCCGCACGGUAGAUCCGGCCCUGGGAUGGCGAAGCCUAUUGACCUUGCUGGGCCACCAUACUCAGUUCCAGUCAGCAUGUCGGGCCUAUACGGCUACUGGCCAGACCGCCGGGCCAGCCAGUAUUCCGAGGCCCAGAGACGCUCGUCGUCUGCGGCCAGGACCACCGGCUUCCAGCCUGUCCCCUGUUCUGAGGACCGGCCUAGUGAGCUCGGGUCAAGAUUGGAAGUGCUCCAGUCACAGUUGAACAGACUGGAGAGCCGAAUGACGGCGGACAUCACCGUCAUCCUGCAACUACUUCAGCGUCAGAUGGCCCCAGUGCCGCCCGCCUACAGCGCCGUAUCACCCAGCCCCAUCCCCACCGCCACCGCCGCCGCCCUGUAUGGCAACGCACCGCUGCCCACCCUCUGCGCCGUCCCUCCCAUGAUGGACAGCGCUGCUUCGUUGCUCCAGACUCCAGAGUCCGAGUCCAAGUCCAAGGACUCGCUGUCCAGCGGGAUCCACGUAACGGCCGCCUCGGACGACACCAUGUCACUGACGCCGCCUCAGCCUGAGGCCCCAGGGAUGCUGGGUACCACCCAGCGCUUCCCUUCCCUCCCCGAGCACCUGGAGGUCUCCUCUGAAGUGCCGGAGAUCCAGAGGCACAUCUCGGACCCAAUCCUGCCGGGAAGCCCUGGGAGCUAAGAGGUGGUUAUUCAGCCCCGGGCCCCGUUGGGACCAGCAGAGAGCACCCCGCAAGCAUCCAGACGAGAUUUGCGUCUCAACUAUUCCAGCGGAGUUGCCCUGAUCAACAAAGCAUCUUGAAACAAUGAAUAAAGUUGGCUUGCACGUUUUGGAA
Molecule: messenger RNA, 4903 nt
Organism: Hippocampus zosterae (dwarf seahorse)
Lineage: Eukaryota; Metazoa; Chordata; Actinopteri; Syngnathiformes; Syngnathidae
Gene: kcnh6a
Product: potassium voltage-gated channel, subfamily H (eag-related), member 6a
Exons: 19
Coding region: 1183-4749 (1188 amino acids)
Biological process (GO): potassium ion transmembrane transport; regulation of ventricular cardiac muscle cell membrane repolarization; membrane repolarization during action potential
Cellular component (GO): membrane
Molecular function (GO): inward rectifier potassium channel activity
Source: RefSeq, a predicted model, not a curated record